Cyclospora cayetanensis is the source of this 1134-nucleotide messenger RNA. RefSeq names its product 40S ribosomal protein S6. Gene Ontology annotation, biological process: translation. The coding region runs from base 1 to 1134 and encodes 377 amino acids. NCBI's taxonomy places the organism in Eukaryota, Apicomplexa, Conoidasida, Eucoccidiorida, Eimeriidae. The record is from RefSeq and is a predicted model, not a curated record. Gene Ontology annotation, cellular component: ribosome. Gene Ontology annotation, molecular function: structural constituent of ribosome. The transcript has 3 exons.
AUGAAGCUGAACAUUGCGAACCCAGCCUGCGGGCUGCAGAAGACGGUGGAGAUAGACGAUGAGAAGAAACUUUUGCCUUUCUUUGAACGCCGCAUGGGGGCUGAGGUGCCAGGGGACUCGUUGGGUGACGAGUUCAAGGGCUAUCUCUUCAGGAUUAGCGGCGGCAAUGACAAGCAAGGCUUCCCCAUGAUGCAGGGUAUCCUUGCAAACCACAGAGUCUCCCUCCUCUUCCGCGCGGGAAUGAAAUGCUACAGGCCUCGCCGCACCGGUGAGAAGAAGCGCAAGAGUGUGAGAGGUGCCAUUGUGGGGCCCGAUCUCUCUGUGCUGAACCUCGUCUUGCUCAAGAAAGGCCCUGCAGACAUCCCAGGGCUUACUGGGGGAGACAAGCCGAGAAGGCUCGGACCUAAGAGGGCAAGUAACAUCAGGAAGCUCUUCAACCUGGGCCCUGAAGCCGAUGUUACCAAGUAUGUGGUGAGGCGCACGAUGGAGGGCAAGAACAAGACCAAGGCACCCCGCAUUCAGCGCCUGGUGACAAAGUCUCGUAUUCAGAGAAAGCGCGUCCACUUGAACAAGGUCAAGAGGCAGGCGCAGGCCUCUCGCGUGGCGCUCAAGGAGUACAAGGACCUUCUGCACAAGAUUGCAUCCGAGAAAAGACACAAGAAGCACGAACACACCAAGGCAAUGCAUGCAGCAGCAGCUGGUGCUGCUGCCACCGUUGCAACGAAGACGGCCCCUGCUAGUGCCAUGGGCAAAUGCAAGGCCAAGAGGAACACACCUGCCUUAUGGGCUGGAGAUCCCAUCCGGGGUAUAAUUGUUAGAGAUACGAGAGCGGUUGCUUCAGCAGUCAGACCGCAGUGGGAGGGGGCGACCUGCAAUUUUUCCUUCAGGAGACAUGCCACAGGCGGGGUGCUUUUGAAAGGAGCGAGUCGGCUGAUUGCAUAUUGUUUGUCAAAUUCGGAUGUCGGCGUGCUCGGUUCUCCUGCAGUUAGAACUGUUCUGUUUGGGGGUCCUGUUCAGUGGCCGUCGAGCAACCCGCCUGCCCAGUUGCAGGGAUUGCUGUGGGAAAGACGAAAAUUAAGCCUCAAGGGCAGUGCUGCGAGUGGUAGGGUGUCGAGCGCGAAUAGUGCACGCUAG